GAACACCAGAAUUCCACCAGAAUCAACGGCAAAAUGGGUGAGGAAAUUAGAUACAAGCAAGUGAUACUCAGCAACUAUGUCAAAACAUCUGUGAAAGAAUCCGAUUUGUCGCUGAGAACUUCCAAAAUUCAGCUCAAAAUUCCCUGCGGUUGCGACGGCGCCGUUUUGGUGAAGAAUCUCUACUUAUCCAUCGAUCCUUUUAUUCUUGCCCUCAUGAAGAAUCAGGAGCUCGAUUUACCUUCUUUCACACUGGAUUCUGUAAGUUUAGUUUUUUUAAGUGAAAUUUUUCUUGUUGAAAUUAAUUUUUCUUCUGGUUGGAAUAGAAUUUGUUAUACAUGUCUUGAUUAAAAUUGGGGCCCUUAAUUUUUUAUUUUAUUAAAAAAAUAGACUUAUAAUACAAUAUUGUGUAGAUGAUCUCAUUGGAAUAUAACAGUAGUAUUUUUUUUCGUUUGAUGAAUAGUUUGAGAUUUCGGGGAGAAAAUUAUAAACUGUAUCUUUCUAUUGAUAAAAUGUUUGUUAUGUCUUUUUGAUGUUUCUGCAGAGGUCUUGUUUGAUGAAUAGUUUGAGAUUUUGGGGAAAGAAAUAAAAAAUGUUAUCUUUCCAUUGAUGCAAUGUUGGUUGCAUCUUUUUUUGUGUUUGUUGACCUUUUUCUGGUGACAACCUAUUUAUGGAUUUGGAGUGUCGAAAGUACUGGAUUCGUCUCAUCUAAAUUUCAAGACGGGCGAGCUAGUUUGGGGGUUUACUGGCUGGGAGGAGUAUAGCCUUAUUAAAGAUCCAGACCAAUUGUUUAAGAUUCAAGAUAAAGAUUUGCCCCUCUCUUAUUUUAUAGGGAUUCUUGAAGUUAUGUAUGCAGUUAAACUGUUAACGAAAACGAGCUGUUGAUGAACUAUAUCUGCUUGAAUUAAUAGAUUGGGAAAUGCAGGAUUUGUAGCGUUUAUCUUGAUAGUUUCUGAAAAACAACAGUAGGAGAUGUACUAACUUGAGACUGAAAAUCAACGUGUUUCGCGUUAUCAUUUUAGGCAUGCCUGGCAUGACAGCUUAUGUUGGUUUUUUCAAGUUUUGCUCUCCCAAAAAGGGGGAAACUGUGUAUGUCUCUGCUGCAUCCGGAGCUGUUGGUCAGCUCGUUGGUCAGUUUGCAAAGAUCGCAGGGUGUUACGUUGUUGGGAGUGCGGGGAACAAAGAAAAGGUCGAUCUCUUGAAGAACAAAUUCAGGUUUGACGAAGCAUUCAACUACAAAGAAGAGCAAGACUAUAAUGCAGCGUUGAAGAGGUACUUCCCCGAUGGCAUCGACAUCUACUUUGACAACGUGGGAGGGAAGAUGCUCGAAGCGGUGCUAAACAGCAUGAGACUCAACGGCCGUGUUGCGCUUUGUGGGAUGAUCUCCCAAUACAACAGCCUUGAGCAGCCCGAAGGCGUCCACAACUUGAUUAACGCAUUAGUAAAACGGGUCCGUAUGGAAGGAUUUUUCACUAGCGACCACUACCAUCUCUACCCCAAGUUCCUGGAGAUGGUUGUGCCUCUAAUCAAGGAAGAGAAGAUCACAUACGUCGAAGACAUAGCCGAAGGCAUUGAAAGCGCGCCUGGGGCUCUCUUUGGCUUAUACUCCGGUCGCAACGUAGGGAAGCUGUUGGUGGUGGUUGCUCGUGAGUAAUUCUGUUUUUACCAUCGGAAACAAGGAAGGACUUAAAUAAGGUUAUAAUCAUGAAUUAUAAAUAUAUGAUCAUGAAUUUGAUGUAUUGUUAUUAAUUUAAACAGGUAGCACCUCCAAUCCUCCAUUUCUUAUUUAUCUCUUCCCUUCACUA
This is a messenger RNA of Salvia splendens (bonfire salvia), 1802 nucleotides long. Its product is annotated as (+)-pulegone reductase. Bases 1022 to 1651 code for a protein of 209 amino acids. The transcript is spliced from 4 exons. The record is from RefSeq and is a predicted model, not a curated record. Gene Ontology annotation, molecular function: 2-alkenal reductase [NAD(P)H] activity. NCBI's taxonomy places the organism in Eukaryota, Viridiplantae, Streptophyta, Magnoliopsida, Lamiales, Lamiaceae.